UACAAUUGUUUUAUUCCUUAAUAAGGAUGGAAUCUGUCAGCUUAGUUACUUAGGACUCUACUGCAGUUAGUUUGAUUAUACGACAAACAAUACCUUAGUCGGUUACCAUUAGUAACAAUACCAUUAGCAACCAAAAUCGGUUGCAGAUCGUUCUACGCCAUUUAAAGCCAGGAAACUAUUCACAUAAAUCUUCUUUUGUACUCUUAUUUUCUCACACACCAUCAUCGAUCACCAAUUCCAGCAUCAGAAGUGGCACACUUCUAACACUCAAAACAUCAAAUUUAGAACAGACUUAAAAGCGCAUUAACAACAAACUUUAUGGACCAUUUCGCCUAACACCCAGUUAGCACCAGGUUGUUAAUGUGCCCGUCCGCACGACAGCAGACCAUGCACGGAACUGACCCGAACUGUCACGUUCCGACGAAAGAUUGUAUUUGAAGGUGCAAGAUUGGGAUUGGGUCACUCAUCAGCUGGUCGGUAUCUAGUGACGUUGCUGACCGCGAUUCAGAUGAUUUUAUUGAUUUCCGUCUAAAAUAUUGCUGUGCACUGCUGUGAUAAUGGAAUUGAAGAUAGUUUUUCUUGUGCUAGCCUCCCUUAGUGGUGUACUCUCAUCUUCCUACAACCAAUCGGAGGAUUCAGAGGUAAAACGGCUCUCACGAAAGAAACGGUUUUUGCUGUUUCCACCAGGCGCAAACAUUUUGCUAACGUCCUCUUUCGGUAAAGGAUUGGUAUUCCGAGGUCCUGCCGGCUAUGUGGCAAUUGGUGAGCUCGAUCUAUACUAUCCACUGCCCGACUACAAGUACCAUGCGAGUGCACUCAAGCUGGGCAAGAUAGCGAUGUAUCCACCGGAACCGAAAAAGCCCAAACCUCCACCACCACCAACCACUAAGGCUCCCGAGAAAGAGGAUCAUCAUCACCAUGACGGGGGAGAGCUAACACCGGAGGAAGUUAAAACAUAUCUCAAAGAUCAUCCGGGAACGUAUGUACCGCCGGGCUGGGGUAAAGAUCGGGCCGAUUGGAACACAAACAACCAGCAGUACCAAUCAGGCUAUUGGGCGCAAGAUCGCAUGCAGAAUCCGUACGGCUACCAAUAUCCAUCGAACACAUUGAACCAUUAUUUGGGUGGCUAUAAAGACGGAUCGUCUAGUUACUUCGGAUGGAGCGAACGUCCUUACGAUAUCUACCGGAGAUCACUGCUCAAGCAGACGUUCGACGAUGAAGACACAGAAGAACACGAACGCAGCAAGUGGCUCAGUGGAGAGUCGUUCAACAUUAGCCAUCACAGUAGCUGGGAAGACUUCCAUCACUAUCGGGACCGGCGAGCACUGUUCAGUCAUUUGGAGGAUAGUAUUGGCUCAAUCACCGGCUUUCACAUGAAGGAGUGCAUUCUGAGAAGCAUUUGCGAGGCUAAGAACAUGCUGCCUCCUCCAGGACGUUCGAUGGCGAUGGACAUCUUCCGUGUUUUGUUUAGUGUUCCACUAAAUGAAGCGUUAACCGACGACUACAGCAAUGCGAUGCGCGAAGAAAGCCUCGACUGUAGGGCACGGUACGGAAAUGGAUGUCCAAUGAGUCUACUCGACCUGAUUCUUUUCGGAAAGUUUGAAACAUAA
Messenger RNA from Anopheles stephensi (Asian malaria mosquito), 1610 nucleotides. RefSeq lists its product as uncharacterized. The transcript is spliced from 3 exons. Lineage: Eukaryota; Metazoa; Arthropoda; Insecta; Diptera; Culicidae. The record is from RefSeq and is a predicted model, not a curated record. Bases 558 to 1610 code for a protein of 350 amino acids.